AUGCCCCCUCCCCCUAAUCCCGCGCCGUCGCGCCGCCGCUCCCUCCCGCCGCCGCCGCGGCCCCUCGCCGCCGCCGCCGCCGCCGCCGCGGACGCGCGCGCGCUCGCGUCGCUCGAGAGGGAAACGACUCGCAGCGCCGCCGCCGCGGCGAAGGCGGCCGCGGACGCCGUCGCCGUCGCGGACGCGACGCUGACGGAGCUCUCGUCGCAGACGGUGCAGCUGGAGCGCGUCGGGGACGACCUCGCGACGUGCGACGACGCGGUGCGAGGCUCGGAGAGGACGCUGCGGAAGGUUAGUCGGGGUGGAGUUCCUCACACUGGUUCCCAUACGACCCCGUCGGCGUGGUGA
Molecule: messenger RNA, 348 nt
Organism: Micromonas pusilla CCMP1545
Lineage: Eukaryota; Viridiplantae; Chlorophyta; Mamiellophyceae; Mamiellales; Mamiellaceae
Exons: 1
Coding region: 1-348 (115 amino acids)
Source: RefSeq, a predicted model, not a curated record